Messenger RNA from Rhinopithecus roxellana (golden snub-nosed monkey), 1616 nucleotides. It is a transcript of the gene PHYH, whose product is annotated as phytanoyl-CoA 2-hydroxylase. The transcript is spliced from 9 exons. Gene Ontology annotation, biological process: fatty acid alpha-oxidation. NCBI's taxonomy places the organism in Eukaryota, Metazoa, Chordata, Mammalia, Primates, Cercopithecidae. The record is from RefSeq and is a predicted model, not a curated record. The coding region runs from base 88 to 1110 and encodes 340 amino acids. Gene Ontology annotation, molecular function: phytanoyl-CoA dioxygenase activity.
UGCCCCGGACCGCGCCUGGAGGCGGAGCCGCCGGCGGAGCUAAAUGGGGCCGAGACCGGGAGUGGGGGGGGUCCCCGCGCCGCCGCCAUGGAGCAGUCCCGCGCAGCCGCCCGCCUGCAGAUCGUACUGGGCCACCUCGGCCGCCCCUCGGCCGGGGCCGUUGUAGUUCAUCCCACUACAGGGACUAUUUCCUCUGCCAGUUUCCAUCCUCAACAAUUCCAGUAUACUCUGGAUAAUAAUGUUCUAACCCUGGAACAGAGAAAAUUUUAUGAAGAAAAUGGGUUUCUUGUAAUCAAAAAUCUUGUACCUGAUGCCGAUAUUCAACGCUUUCGGAAUGAGUUUGAAAAAAUCUGCAGAAAGGAGGUGAAACCAUUAGGAUUAGUAGUAAUGAGAGAUGUGACCAUUUCGAAAUCGGAAUAUGCUCCAAGUGAGAAGAUGACCACGAAGGUCCAGGAUUUCCAGGAAGAUAAGGAGCUCUUCAGAUACUGCACUCUCCCUGAGAUUCUGAAAUAUGUGGAGUGCUUCACUGGACCUAAUAUCAUGGCCAUGCACACCAUGUUGAUAAACAAACCUCCAGAUUCUGGUAAUUGCAAGAAGACGUCCCGUCAUCCCCUGCACCAGGACCUGCACUAUUUCCCCUUCAGGCCCAGCAAUCUCAUCGUUUGUGCCUGGACGGCAAUGGAGCACAUCGACCGGAACAAUGGUUGUCUGGUUGUGCUCCCAGGAACACACAAGGGUUCCCUGAAGCCGCACGAUUACCCCAAGUGGGAGGGUGGAGUUAACAAAAUGUUCCACGGGAUCCAGGACUACGAGGAAAACAAUGCUCGAGUGCACCUGGUGAUGGAGAAGGGAGACACCGUUUUCUUCCAUCCUUUGCUCAUCCAUGGGUCUGGUCAGAACAAAACCCAGGGAUUCCGGAAGGCAAUUUCCUGCCAUUUCGCCAGUGCCGAUUGCCACUACAUCGAUGUGAAGGGCACCAGUCAAGAAAACAUUGAGAAGGAAGUUGUAGGAAUAGCAAACAAAUUCUACGGAGCUGAAAACAGCACAGACUUGAAGGAUAUUUGGAUGUUUCGAGCUCGACUUGUGAAAGGAGAAAGAACCAAUCUUUGAAGUAGCCAUCUGCUGUAACUCUUUCAACAGAAAACCAAAAUCAAACAAAGUGUCUAAGGAAAAUGUUUUCUUAAUGAGAUGAUGUAACCUUUUCUAUCACUUGUUAAAAGCAGAAAACAUGUAUCAGGUACUUAAUUGCAUAGAGUUAGUUUUGCAGCACAGUGGUGUUGCUUUAAUGGAAAUAAAAAAAGUAAAAGUGAAAUAUUACUAUUUUAAGAAAAACUAAUUUAGGUUUGCAGCCAAUAAAGAUGAAUGGUGUAUAAUUUAAGUGUUAAAUUAAUUUCUUUCAUUCAGUUAGCUCUUUACCCAAGCAGAAGUGAAUCAUUUGGAACUUAGGGUAUGUGUGUUUUGUAUGCCCUUUCUGGUAAACCCAUUCCCUAUCAAUUUUAUGUCAUAAGAGAUUUUUUUCCCCCCAAAUCUGGAACAAUGUAUAAUACAUUCACAUUAAGUGAAGGGCAUAGGAAGGGUGUCAUGGAGUCCAAAUAAAGAUGAAUAUUCCUGCUCAG